CCGGGAAACGCCCACCGAGGCGGAAGUGCGCCGUGUUUGUGGGUUUGUUAUUGACUGAAGCUAGCUGUGGAGUUUCUCUGACUCUGGCGGGACUCGGGUAUUUUUACGGUGUACAUUUUCGGGAAACUUCUCUGCCUUUGCGUCUUUUCAUCAUUUGAACCUCAAUAAGGUGGGAUUUCGCUGCUGUGUGGCAAAAAGGCCGGUUUGUAAGUAACUUAGCUAGCUCGUGUUUAGCCUGUUCGUUAGCUGCUAUGGAGCAGCCGUAGAGCUGUAACUGUUAACGUUACCAGGCUGAGAGUGAGACAGGCGGCAGAGAGAGAGAGAGACAGCCCGGAGAGAGGCGGCUAAAAUGGACUGUAGCGCCCUGGAGCUCGAUGCUAUCAAAUUUGCCAAAUCAGCGGUGAUACACGACCAGAAAGGAAAGUACAAUGAAGCGAUUUUCUUUUAUAAGGAGGCAGCCCAAGCUCUCAUCUAUGCUGGCAUGGCAGGGUCUAAACUGGAAAACCUUCAGGGAAAAGUAAACGAGUACCUGGAACGAGUACAGACUCUACUCAGUGCUGUUCAAGCACAGAGCAGUGACCCGUUAAAGACCAAGCAUCAGCUGGAUCUCGAGCGGGCGUACUUUCUGGUAACCCAAGCCUUUGAGGAGGAUGAGAAGGGUAACAGUGACGAGGCCAUUGAGCUCUACUCGCAGGCCGUGGAGUUGUGCAUACAAGCAUCCAACGAGACCUCUGAUCAAGCACUUCAGGGCAAAUUGAAGCAGUUGGCUCGCCAGGCACUAGACAGGGCAGAGGGACUGAAAGACUCCCUUUCUAAACCUACACUGCAGGAAAAGGCCAUCAGCUCCACUUCCAAAGCCCCUGCUCCAGUGAGGCAGUACCUGCCCCUGGGUCCAGACUUCUCCCUCCAUGACAAGCCGCAGCCGGUCCGAGCAGUGCAGUCCAGCGAGCCGCAGGGCCAGCGCUACACACCUGAGGAGAUAGAGGUGCUCAGGAAGACCUCCAGGAUAAAUGGAAUUGAAUAUGUGCCAUUCAUGAAUGUUGACCUGAGGGAACGCUUUGCUUUUCCUGUUCCAUUCUCGGACAAGCGUGGAAAGCUGGCCUUGUCUCCCAAACAGACCGCCAUCUUCUCUCGCUGGGUCCGGCCUGACGAGAUCAGCAACAACCCCACCAUGAUUUUCACUGUGUCCAGCUUCAGUAUCAAACAGACGGUAGUAUCAGACUGCUCUUUUGUCGCCUCUUUGGCCAUCAGUGCUGCAUAUGAGAGGCGCUUCAACAAGAAGUUAAUCACCAGCAUCAUAUACCCGCAGAAUAGGAGGGGGGAGCCAGAGUAUAAUCCAUGUGGAAAAUACAUGGUGAAACUACACAUCAAUGGAGUCCCUAGAAAGGUAAUCAUUGAUGAUUUCCUCCCAGUGGACCGCAAUGGUGAGCUGCUCUGCUCUUACUCAAGUAACCGAAACGAGCUGUGGGUUUCCCUCAUAGAGAAGGCCUACAUGAAGGUGAUGGGUGGAUAUGAUUUUCCUGGCUCUAACUCUAAUAUUGAUCUGCAUGCGCUGACUGGCUGGAUCCCAGAACGCAUUGCCAUGCACUCAGACAAUCAGUCCUUCAGCAAGGACGACACCUUCCGAAUGCUUUUCCAAAGGUUUCACAGAGGAGAUGUCCUCAUAACCACAGCGACGGGUGUUAUGACUGAGGAGGAAGGGGAGAAGUGGGGCUUAGUGCCCACACACGCCUACGCUGUACUAGACAUCAGGGAAUACAAGGGUAAGCGCUUCCUGCAGUUAAAGAACCCUUGGAGCCAUCUCAGGUGGAAGGGCCGUUACAGUGAGCGUGAUGAGAAGAACUGGACUCCGGAUCUACUCAAGUACCUCAACUUUGACCCCAAAACUGCACAGAAGUUUGAUAACGGUGUGUUCUGGAUUAUCUGGGAGGACCUGUGCCAAUACUAUGAUGUCAUUUACCUGAGCUGGAAUCCCGGACUGUUUAAAGAGUCUUCCUGCAUACACAGUAGCUGGGAUGGGAAACAGGGUCCAGUGAAAGACGCCUAUAGUUUGGCCAACAACCCUCAGUACAAGCUGGAGGUACAGUGUCCACAGGGGGGAGCUGCAGUGUGGGUGCUGCUAACAAGACACAUCACCGACAAGGAUGACUUUGCUCAAAAUCGAGAGUUCAUCACUUUAGUUGUUUACAAGACUGACGGAAGGAAAGUUUACUAUCCAGCUGACCCUCCACCUUAUAUUGAUGGCAUCAGGAUCAACAGCCCACAUUACCUGACCAAGAUCAAGCUGACCAAUGCAGGAACUCACACCUUUACACUGGUGGUGUCUCAGUAUGAGAAACAAAACACAAUCAACUACACACUAAGGGUCUACUCAGUGUGCAAGUUUAAUUUCUCCAAAAUUCCAACACCCUUCACUCAUACCAAAAGGAUAAAUGGCCAGUGGAAGGGCAUCAGCGCAGGAGGCUGUGGGAACUAUAAGGACUCCUACAAGCACAACCCCAUCUACCAGUUUAACCUGGAGAAAUCAGGACCUCUGCUCAUCGAGCUCCGCGGCUCCAGGCAGUACAGCGUGGGCUUCGAGGUUGUGACCGUGUCCACUGUAGGAGACCCUGGAAGCUCAGGCUUCCAGAAGAAGAGCAGUGGAGAUUACAGAUGUGGCUUCUGCUAUAUGGAGGUGGACUACAUCCCUGCAGGCAUUUACAACGUAAUCCCUACCACUUUCCUGCCCAAACAGGAAGGGCCCUUCUUCCUGGAUUUCAGCAGUGCCACUCCUCUUCGAGUGUCCCAGCUCCAGUGACAGCUGCUCCCACGACAGACCAGUAACCUACUGCAGCAGAGCAGAGCCUUCUCUCAUCAGUGCUGCAGUGUCUGUCCCUCACUUUCAAUCUGGUAUGGACCUGCCUGCUGUCCCUCCGCCCCCUUCAUUCAGCCUGACUGUUGUUAUGACUGCUUCCCUCCUCACAGAGUGUGGUCUGACAGACUGUCACAGACUGUUUGCCUGGCACCGUCUGUUUCUUGCUAUGAUUGUAAAGUGCUUGGAGCACAUAUGCACACAUUGCUUCAAAGAAUUGCACAGAACUCUUCUGAUGAUGUUGGUGCAUGAACAUUUUAUUCCCAUGGAUGACUUUUUCACUCAGGAGACUGCAAUAAACCGUUGGACUUUACAACACUGUAUAUUAUGGGAAGAUUCAUGUUUGGUACCUAGGUGGCUAUGUAGCCGUUCUAAGGGCUCUUCUGUGGUCAAUGAAGUAUAAAUGACUUGAGAUCUGGCACUAAAUACUGGUGUUCAGAAUUAUAGCACUCUCAUCUAGAAGGUAUAAUGAAGUACCAGCAAGACUUGGAAUCUGCCGCUUUUUCACUUUUUCAGGUGCUAAUUUUUUGUUUCAUGUUCUGUGAUGUCACAUCAAGCCAAAUCAGUUUUGUUGGUCUCAAAAACAGAAAUAUACUCAGCUAUAGAUCACUGGUUUUCAAACUGGUCUUCAGGGCCAACCAGAUGGUGCACAAUCGUGCUCCAACCCAGGGCCCUGGGGACCGGAUUGAGAACCACUGCUAUCCAUGAUUUUCCUGAAAACCCAACGGGGGCUGCCAUGAUGCCUCACUAUUUCCCUUUGUGCUAACCAGAGAAUUUCUACUGAAAAAAUAAAUUGCCUCUGGUACAGACUACAUGAUUGAAACAUAAGCUUGGGCUCGUAGCUGGCUGUUGUUGGAAAAGUAUGUACUCCAGCUUAUUGGUAAACACCCUGCACCCUCUGCGUUCCAUUCCAAGCUGAAGAAGAAGGAAAGGAAACUGAUCUUUCUUGCAGCUUUAAAACUGAAAUAUUCUCCAGAAAGGAGAUAUGUUUGCUCAUAAAAAUAGGAUACAUAGCAAAUAGGAUCUAUCUGAGCUUAUCCCUACCUUCUACAAGACAGCUGCUUUCCCGUUUGUCUGGUUACUAAGAAAUUCCUAGCAUUUUUUGCCAAUUUUAUUAAAAAAAAAAACAACAGCAAUUCAUGUUCACUAUUUCACUGGUUCAGAACGGAAACACUAACUAGAAACCAAAAAACGGCUUUGGUUAUGAAUCAUGGGAAAGGUUAAAGUUCAGGAAAAUUAUGGAUAGAUAAUAGGAUGCACUCAUCUUAAUGAACAGGGGUAUUGCCAGGGGAACUUGCACCUCCAUGUAACCCAGUUUAUUAAUAUCGUUCAUCCACUCAGAUGUAUUUAUUUUCAGUGCAAUUAAAGGAAAGCAGAGGAAAAAUAUUAACAAUUAGAUCAGAUUAUCUGUUGUAGGACAGUUUGUGUUUUUUCCUUGGACUUGAAAGCAGAUCAUAAGGAUGAAGUUUUUGUGAAGCAGAGAGACGCCUUGAGGAAACACAAGGGAAGCCGUUUUUGUUGUAGUGAAGUAAAGGCAGAAUUGGUCCUAACUGGAGUCAGCAGGUUUCAGUCACAACAGCAGCAACUUCUAACAGAACGCUUUUUCUUUGAAACAUCAGUGACCUAUAAAUGAAAGGUUCACCAGUU
This is a messenger RNA of Colossoma macropomum (tambaqui), 4498 nucleotides long. It is a transcript of the gene capn7, whose product is annotated as calpain 7. Gene Ontology annotation, molecular function: calcium-dependent cysteine-type endopeptidase activity. The record is from RefSeq and is a predicted model, not a curated record. Lineage: Eukaryota; Metazoa; Chordata; Actinopteri; Characiformes; Serrasalmidae. The coding region runs from base 350 to 2797 and encodes 815 amino acids. The transcript has 21 exons. Gene Ontology annotation, biological process: proteolysis.